GAGAAAGGGAAGGGAGGGAACUGGCAACAGCGUAGCCAGGCAUCUGGACACUUCUCAUCUUAUUCAGGAGGAAUGGCUCGUCAGCCUACAAGCAUCCCAGGCUUAAGCACCACAGCUUUAUAUGGAGCAACAAACCAAAACAGCACCAAUGGCAGUACAUGUCCUGAUGUGGAUGCCUGGGAGUGGGUCUACAAUGGGUAUCCAGUGUAUAUCCUGAUCAUCAUUGUGCUGGGAAUCACAUUUAAUGUGUUUGUACUGAUGGUUUUCUGCCUCCACAAGAAGGCCUGCACUGUGGCUGAGAUCUACUUGAGUAACCUGGCUGCUGCUGACCUUCUCCUGGUGUCCUGUUUACCUUUCUGGGCUGUCAACAUAUUCAAUGGCUUCAACUGGCCCUUUGGUCUAUUCCUGUGUAAAGUCGUCAACCUGGGCAUUAAGAUGAAUGCCUCCUGCAGUGUCUACUUCCUUGUUCUGGUCAGCAUAGAUCGCUAUGUGGCGCUGGUUCAUACAAUGUCCCUUGGCAGAAUGCGUGGGCCAAAGUAUGCAAAAUUGGGUUGUCUCCUGAUGUGGGGUCUCAGCUUGCUCCUGAGUGUCCCCACACUCGUCUUCAGGGAUGUGAAAUAUUUCCCUCAGUAUAGCGCUAAUGCAUGUUUUCUGAAGUACCCAAAUAACACUGUAGAGCGGCUCUGUGAUUGGUUGUUGGUCAUCCUUAGCUUCAUCAUCCCUGUUUCAUUUAUCUCAUUCUGCACUGUCAAAAUUAUUCUGGCUUUGAAAAACCAGCCAAUAGAGAGGUUCAGUGGAGAGAGAACAGAGCACAAAGCCACCACCCUGAUGCUGGCUGUACUUUUGGCAUUUCUCAUCUGUUGGGUACCAUUCCAUGUGGUCACUGCAUUAGACCUGCUCCUAAGAGAUGGCAUCCUGGGGGGCUGUAACUUACUGAGAGUCCUUGAAAUCUGCAACCAGAUCUUCACCUACUUAGCCUUCUUCAACAGUGUUCUCAACCCCAUACUGUAUGUCAUUGUAGGAAAGAACUUCCGGAAAAAGGUUAGGGAGCUCUUUAAGCAGUGGAAGGUUACUAGAAGAGCAACCUCUGAGUCAACACGCUCAAACCAGUCCACUACUCUAAAGACUACUCUAUAAUAUAUUGCUGUCAAAAGCACCAUACCCACAAAAGCUGACUUUGAAAAAGAUGACUAUGGAAGACAUUUAAUGAUUUUCUGAAUAUUAUUUAAAUGAUAAGCUAAAUGUAUGUUGUUGUAUAGCAAUGGGGCCUAAUCACCUUUGCUCAAAUCAGUCUUUGAUGAGACUACUUUUCAAAAAAAUUAGCUCUCGCUUUAAUAGCUUUUUGGAAAUGUUACUUUUACUUUACGUAUAUGCAAGGCUUGAAUAUUCUGUCUUGGAGAGGCUGUUACAGAGUGCUAAGUGUGAUCAUCUGCACCAGCAAAGUGUCAUACUGUCCAUGCUAAAUACUGCAAAUAUAUAUUACUUAACAUAAGCUGGAAAAAACUAAUAAAUGAGAAUAGUUUUUUUACACCUUCAUAACAGUUACACCACAUUCAGUAAACUGCAGUGCAUGGUUGCUGUAAAAUAAUUUGAUGAAGUUUUAAUGUUCUAUUCUCAACGGCAUCUCUGA
This is a messenger RNA of Monopterus albus (swamp eel), 1630 nucleotides long. Its product is annotated as B2 bradykinin receptor-like. Gene Ontology annotation, cellular component: external side of plasma membrane; membrane. Gene Ontology annotation, molecular function: C-C chemokine receptor activity; C-C chemokine binding; bradykinin receptor activity. The coding region runs from base 73 to 1137 and encodes 354 amino acids. The record is from RefSeq and is a predicted model, not a curated record. The transcript is spliced from 2 exons. NCBI's taxonomy places the organism in Eukaryota, Metazoa, Chordata, Actinopteri, Synbranchiformes, Synbranchidae. Gene Ontology annotation, biological process: vasoconstriction; calcium-mediated signaling; smooth muscle contraction.